GCCUUCAUAACAUCUCAUUAACACACACAACUCUCCCUCUCUUUUCCUCCCAGUUCUUUGCCAUCCAAGAAGAUCAUACAAGAUGGGCAGAGAAAGCAUAGAAGAAGGACAACUCUCAAGCCCUCUACUUCCCAAAGAGAAGCAUGAAGCAUACGCCGGCGUUAGUGGUGGUGGCGGUGAGCAGAGUGAACCCUCUUCCGCCACGGUUGCGGUUGUGCUUACUACUUUGGUUGCUGUCUCCGGUUCCUACGUUUUUGGUUCAGCUAUAGGAUACUCAUCACCUGCCCAGUCUGGAAUCAUGGAGGAGCUGGGCCUUACCGUGGCAGAGUACUCACUUUUCGGUUCAAUAUUGACAAUUGGAGCAAUGAUAGGUGCAAUAGUGAGUGGCAAAAUAGCAGAUUUCAUAGGUAGAAGAGGUGCAAUGGGCUUCUCAGAGAUAUUCUGCCUGGCAGGCUGGCUUACCAUAGUAUUCUCUAAGGUCUCUUGGUGGCUUGACCUUGGGAGACUGCUUGUAGGUUGUGGGAUGGGACUUCUUUCUUAUGUGGUACCUAUAUAUAUAGCAGAAAUAACACCUAAGAAUCUUCGAGGAGGGUUUACAACUGUUCAUCAGUUGAUGAUAUGUUGUGGUGUAUCUUUCACAUAUCUAAUUGGAGCUUUUGUGAACUGGCGGGUUUUAGCUCUGAUUGGAACUAUUCCAUGUCUAGUACAACUUGUUGGUCUAGUUUUCAUUCCAGAGUCUCCAAGAUGGCUGGCAAAGAUUGGUAGAGAAAAAGAGUGUGAAGCUGCUCUACAGCGCCUUAGGGGGGAGAAUGCUGAUAUCUCCCAGGAAGCUGCUGAGAUCAGAGACUAUACAGAAACCCUUCAACGGCUUUCAGAAGCUAGUUUUCUUGACUUAUUCCAAUGGAAAUAUGCUCAUUCACUCAUAGUUGGAGUUGGCCUGAUGGUACUACAACAGUUUGGAGGGGUCAACGGCAUCGCAUUUUAUGCAAGUGCUAUAUUCAUAUCAGCUGGGUUUUCUGGUCGUCUUGGGACUCUAGCAAUGGUUGCUGUUCAGAUUCCAAUGACGGCAUUGGGUGUACUUUUGAUGGAUAAAUCUGGACGCCGACCGCUUUUACUGGUUUCUGCGGCCGGAACAUGCUUAGGUUGCUUUUUUGUAGGGUUGUCCUACUUCUUCCAGGACCUUCAAAAAUGGACGCAGAUCGCUCCAAUUUUAGCACUUGUUGGUGUACUGGUAUACACAGGAUCCUUCUCAUUAGGCAUGGGAGGAAUUCCAUGGGUUAUAAUGUCAGAGAUAUUUCCCAUAAAUAUGAAGGGCUCGGCCGGCAGCCUUGUGACAUUGGUUAGCUGGUUAGGUUCUUGGAUUAUCUCAUAUGCUUUCAACUUCCUAAUGGAUUGGAGCUCAGCAGGAACAUUCUUCAUAUUCUCAAGCAUAUGUGGCUUGACUGUCCUGUUCGUAGCAAAGUUGGUGCCAGAGACUAAGGGGAGAACACUAGAAGAAAUUCAAGCUUCGAUGAAUCCAUUUUCAGCAAAAUGAUGAAUUUGGCAUGUACCACAAUCACAAAAUCUGUGUGCUUAGAUUAAUCAAAUGAUUGGAAUAUGUGGGAUUAAAUCGAUGGCUUCGAGGGGUCGGACCUCAAAUCGAUCGAGUAUUUUCCUUGAUAAAUUAUCCUUUUAUAAAGAGGAUUUCAGCUUAUUUUGGGAAUACAAUUAUUAUAGAAUCAGCUGCUAAUAAGAUGAUUGCAAUUCUGCAACUAUUUAAGAAUAA
Molecule: messenger RNA, 1765 nt
Organism: Corylus avellana
Lineage: Eukaryota; Viridiplantae; Streptophyta; Magnoliopsida; Fagales; Betulaceae
Product: sugar transporter ERD6-like 5
Biological process (GO): carbohydrate transport; transmembrane transport
Cellular component (GO): membrane
Molecular function (GO): sugar transmembrane transporter activity
Source: RefSeq, a predicted model, not a curated record